ACGAAGCCUCUUUUCUCUCUAAACGGUGAUCUAUGUGUUAGUGUUCGCGCUUUCGCUUGGAAAUGGAGAGUCUUGCGAGCGCCAUCCCCAAGCUGAACUCAGGUUGUCUCAGGCAGCAGCCGUUUCGUCGUUUGAGCACACGCGUCUCCACUAACCGUUUAGAUAAAAUCAAUACCGCGUAAAAAAAUAUAUUGUAUCAGACCUCAACACAUCUGCUCUGAUUGCACAUCUCUCAUCAAAUCUAAAAAUGGACUCCCAUCAAUACACCUCAAUCACACCUUCAACGCCCCUCUUGGGUCCCGUAACCAAGCCGACUUCCCCGCCCAUCCAAAUUGACCCCACAGCCCCGGGAAUCAUCAUCCGCAUCUCCCUAGCCAUCGAAGCCGUCGUCAAGAUCACCAUCGCCUUCCUCUUUGCCUUCUUCCCCAAUCUCAUCUUCGACCCCGCAGUGAUCGACUCCUCGAACCUCGUCCCAUCCACCAUCGCGCUGAGCCAAUGGAUUGGGGUGAUCCUUUUAGCAUCAACAAUCCGACACCUCUUCGUUAUCUCGAACACUCGCUCUGCGCUAGACAGCGGCCGACAGGUCUACUGGGGGAUGCUCAUCGGAGAAGCCUUGCUGGCUUCUAUGUUCUUGUACCAGGCUUUGCAGAAGGCAACAUUUGAGUGGUCCGGCCGAGGUGGAUACAGAAGUCUGUGCGUGGCGGCCGUAUAUUGAAAGCGGUAUAGUUUCAGACGUAGUUCCAACUCUAGCAUUA
Messenger RNA from Mytilinidion resinicola, 755 nucleotides. RefSeq lists its product as uncharacterized. NCBI's taxonomy places the organism in Eukaryota, Fungi, Ascomycota, Dothideomycetes, Mytilinidiales, Mytilinidiaceae. The transcript has a single exon. The record is from RefSeq and is a predicted model, not a curated record. Bases 248 to 715 code for a protein of 155 amino acids.